This is a messenger RNA of Merops nubicus (carmine bee-eater), 1478 nucleotides long. RefSeq names its product molybdenum cofactor synthesis 1 (gene MOCS1). Gene Ontology annotation, biological process: Mo-molybdopterin cofactor biosynthetic process. Lineage: Eukaryota; Metazoa; Chordata; Aves; Coraciiformes; Meropidae. Gene Ontology annotation, molecular function: metal ion binding; 4 iron, 4 sulfur cluster binding; GTP 3',8'-cyclase activity. The transcript is spliced from 11 exons. Bases 120 to 1016 code for a protein of 298 amino acids. The record is from RefSeq and is a predicted model, not a curated record.
GCUUCCUACUGGAACAUGCUGCUCCCUUCUCUGCUUUUCUGACAGACAGCUUUGGGCGCCAGCACAACUACUUAAGAAUUUCUUUGACUGAGAAAUGCAACCUCAGGUGUCAGUAUUGUAUGCCAGAGGAAGGGGUUCAGCUGACCCCUAAAUCGGAGCUACUUACUGCUCAGGAGAUAAUCACCCUAGCCAGGCUGUUUGUGAAGGAAGGUGUAGAGAAGAUCCGACUGACAGGGGGAGAGCCACUCAUCCGUCCAGAUGUGGUUGAUAUUGUGGGUCAACUCUACAAGCUAGAAGGGCUGAAAACCAUUGCUGUCACAACCAACGGGAUCAACUUAGCCAGACUGCUGCCGCGGCUGAAGGAGGCAGGACUGAAUGCCAUUAACAUUAGCCUGGACACUUUGGUCCCAGCCAAGUUUGAGUUCAUUGUCCGGAGGAAAGGCUUUCACAAGGUCAUGGAAGGAAUCCACAAAGCCACUGAACUUGGCUACCGUCCUGUUAAGGUAAACUGUGUGGUGAUGCGAGGCUUUAAUGAGGAUGAGCUGCUGGGCUUUGUGGAUUUCACAAAGGAUCUGCCCCUUGAUGUGAGGUUUAUAGAGUACAUGCCUUUUGAUGGCAAUAAAUGGAAUUUCAAGAAGAUGGUGAGCUACAAAGAAAUGCUUGAUACAAUCAAACAGCGAUGGCCUGAAUUGGAGAAAUUGCCCUGUGAAACUUCCAGCACAGCCAAGAGUUACAAGGUGCCACAUUUCCAGGGUCAAGUCAGCUUUAUCACCUCCAUGUCAGAGCACUUCUGUGGGUCCUGCAAUCGGCUGAGGAUAACAGCAGAUGGGAACCUAAAGGUGUGCCUUUUUGGGAAUUCAGAAGUGUCCUUGAGAGAUCACCUACGGUCGGGUGCCUCAGAGGAAGAGUUGGUUCAAAUCAUUGGAGCAGCAGUGGGCAGAAAAAAGAAACAGCAUGCUGGCAUGUUUAACAUUUCUCAGAUGAAGAACCGGCCCAUGAUCCUGAUUGGUGGGUGACAAAUCAAGCCUGCAUUGAUGUCAUUCCCACUAUGCCAAGAUGCCCUACAGAACCUGCCAAAUUCAAGACAGUGGGGCCACACAUUUAGCCAUCGGCUGACUUUGAGAGCAAGUUUACCCAUACAAAUGGGAAAAGCAUUAAUGAAAAAGAAGCUUACAGGACAGCUUUUCCUGCCAGGAUAUCACCCAGAGUUUGAAAAUGAAAACUAAGAUGUACUGAGUAGUAAUAAAAGAAUGCUUUUGGGCAUGUGAUUCUUUGGCUUCUGAGAAGUUUGCUGUCGUGCUGUAAAGCUCACACAAAGGAUUCAAGAGCAUCCCAGGGACUGCAGAGUACCUCCACGACUGACACGCACAUCUCGCUACGGACGCACACCUCACUGCUCCCUUGGGCUGAGAGGGGCUGGAAGCUUUGGGCAAACACAUUUUGGUGCCAUUUUGUGCUCAUUUUACAUUAUCCAGUCU